AUGGCUUUCAGGCGCCCAUUGACGCUACCUACAGGGUCAGCGUCGCUGCUGUCCUCUGUGUCAGCCACCACUCGGUCCCGCACAGCUGCUGCGCUUCCCCGAUUCACCUCCGUUCGUGCAUCGUCAAGCUCGACCUCAGCUCUUGCUUACAAGGCCUUGCACCGUCGGUCUCCUCUACCUCUGCCGGUUUCCGAUGCUUCUCCUCAAUGGGAUGCCCCCACCGCUGUCUCAUCCAUUCUCUAUGAGACUCCUGUGGCCCCCACCAACCCACCCAAGCGGCACAUUCUGAACUGCCUCGUCCAGAACGAGCCCGGUGUGCUGUCUCGUGUGUCUGGUAUCCUUGCUGCUCGUGGCUUCAACAUUGACAGUCUGGUCGUUUGCAACACUGAGGUUGAGGACCUCUCGCGCAUGACCAUCGUGCUGCAGGGCCAGGACGGCGUUGUCGAGCAGGCUCGCCGCCAGCUGGAUGAUCUCGUCCCUGUCUGGGCUGUCUUGGACUACACUGACUCUGCUCUUGUGCAGCGUGAGUUGCUCCUGGCCAAGGUCUCUAUCCUGGGUCCUGAGUUCUUCGAGGAGCUCCUCCAGCACCACCGCGAGAUCACCACCUCGCCCGACUCCCUGGCCCACCAGGCCCACCACGACCACUCUGUUCAGCAGUACCACCCCCGUCACCUUCCCCAGAGUCAGGCUCUGCGCCACAAGCAUGAGCACUUGGACGCUAUCACCCGCCUGGCCCACCAAUUCGGUGGUAAGAUUCUGGAUAUCAGCACCAACAACUGCAUUGUCGAGGUCUCUGCCAAGCCCUCUCGUAUCGACUCUUUCCUCAAGUUGAUCGGUCCUUUCGGUAUCCUUGAGUCCACCCGAACCGGUCUCAUGGCCCUUCCCCGUUCGCCCCUGGGUGAGCCCAGUGAGGAGAUCGAGAAGGAUGCUGCCGACGUUGUUGAUGCCAGCACUCUGCCUCCUGGCUAA
Penicillium brevicompactum is the source of this 969-nucleotide messenger RNA. RefSeq names its product acetolactate synthase regulatory subunit. Gene Ontology annotation, cellular component: acetolactate synthase complex; mitochondrial nucleoid. The coding region runs from base 1 to 969 and encodes 322 amino acids. Gene Ontology annotation, biological process: branched-chain amino acid biosynthetic process. The record is from RefSeq and is a predicted model, not a curated record. The transcript is spliced from 2 exons. Lineage: Eukaryota; Fungi; Ascomycota; Eurotiomycetes; Eurotiales; Aspergillaceae. Gene Ontology annotation, molecular function: acetolactate synthase regulator activity.